Messenger RNA from Racocetra persica, 155 nucleotides. The record is from the annotation of a GenBank genome assembly. Lineage: Eukaryota; Fungi; Glomeromycota; Glomeromycetes; Diversisporales; Gigasporaceae.
AAGGUCAAUUAGUCAGCAAGAACGAUCCUCAAUCCCGUGAUUUCCAAGCAAAUUAUUUCCAUAGAUCUUGGGGACUUGUAGAAUCUGGAAUCGAAGGUUUAACACAAGAUUGCGAUCACAAGAAUCUAAAAUCUCCAAUAACUAAUAGCCUAUGA